Coregonus sp. 'balchen' is the source of this 14154-nucleotide messenger RNA. NCBI's taxonomy places the organism in Eukaryota, Metazoa, Chordata, Actinopteri, Salmoniformes, Salmonidae. The record is from the annotation of a GenBank genome assembly.
AUGGAGGAGGAAAAGGUCCAAAUCACACAACUAUCGCCUCCUGCCAGCUCUUCGCAUCGGACAAGAGCCUUUGAUGACCAGGGCCACCUCCUGAGCCUUGUUCCCGAGCCUGGCACACUCUCUCCCUCCUCUCCCUUACCUUCCCCCUCCUCCCCCUCUCCUCCAGGCUCUGCCGUCCAUGCCCUGCAGUCCAAGGUGAAGGCUCUCUCCCAGAGAUCCGGCGGGAGAGAGAGAAAGAGGGAUUGGGAGGACAAGAGGGCCUUAGAGCUCCAGGCAGGGGGGCCUGUCUCGUCCCAGGCCCGGCCCAGGCAGAAGGCCCGCAGCAGGGUGGAGGUGCCACAGCCUGUGCCCUUCCAGUGCUUUGACCAAAGGAGGAGGUCCAGCAGUAGUGAAGAUGAUGUGGAGGAGGAGGUGGUGGCCAGGGUACAGCUCCACACCGACCUGACUGAACCACAGAGGGAGCAGGAGAGCUGGGGUGCCAUGGGGAAGGGGACAGAGAAGGGGGAGAGGGAAGGCCUGGCUGGAAGUGUGCCGGGGCAGCCUCAUGGGUUUGGGGAGGGGGCCAGCUUGGAGAGCUUGGACAACAUCCAGUCGGACAGCACCGGCGGAAACAAGGAGGACCCCCCUCCUUCUCCAAAACCUGCUCCUUCAUUCUCCUCUACCUCUUCUUCUUCCUCGUCUCCCUCCUCUCACAGACACUGGGCGCCCCCUAAAGGCUUCUGGAGGGUGGCACGCCCAGAGACUCCAUUUCUGAACGGAGUGGGCACUCAGACUACGAUGCCCAUAGCCUCGUCAUUUGUAUCUCUGAAGGACGAACCCCCUGCUAAUGCCACCCUGUCAGGGUUUCAGAGGAAGUCGAGACUGGCUUCUGUGGAUUCUGUAGUAGAGGACAAGGACGAGAACAAGGGCUGUUGGGACAUGCUGCGUUCAGACAGCCUGGAAUGCUACCUGGAGAGGUGUGAUAAGAGGGAAGUGAAGGAGAGGACGGACUGCACGGGGGGGCUGUGGAGGGCGGAGAGCUGGGAGAGCGUGUGCUCGCAGGAAGGGACGCUUUCGCUGUGGGAGACCGUGGAGGCCAACCAGAGAGCCAGAGGGCGGUCGGUGAACAGACGAAGGAACGCCAACAGAGAGGAGGAGAAAGGCAGUGUGGACAUCCCGUACCUCUGUGUCGACCAGAUAGACAAGAGAGAUGGUAUGAUUAUGAAGUUCCAGUGAAGUUAAAAAAUGUUGGUACAGCUUGUUGUAUGACAAGUCUGGGUGCUUGGAGAAGUUAACUGAAAAAGAUCGAUACAAAAUUCCCCUUGCUGACCUCUCAUGGUUGAAGAACAUCCAUCAAGAGUGUGGGAGGUACAUAAAUAGGUCCUGCUUUGGAACACAAAUCACUUGCUCAAUAAUAAUAUGGUUGGGGAGGAGGGCUUAGUUGCACCUUUUUAGAUGCACUUCCUUUUCAAGUGAAUGUCAAUUGUUUUGUAAGCAAACCAGGCAUCGUUGAUUAAGUAAAUCCAUUCAUUAUAAAGUGUGCUUACAACUGUUCAUUCUGGGGACCAGUCUCGGAUCAUGUGUCAGAUGAUCAGAGCUCUAUGGGUUCUAUUGCCUGUGAGUACCUCCCACCAUCAGGAGCACUUAGAGGAACAGAUGUGUUGGUGUUGUGUAGCUAUUAUUAGCACUCUGUGGAGGGGUGAGUCUGUUUAUGUCCUUUGCAUGUUUGAUUGUGUCUGCACAUUUGUGCGUUUGUUUGUUUGUGUGUGCGUGUGUGAUUGUGAGGGGGGGGGGGGGGGGGGGGGGGGUGAAAAUUGAACCACAGUGCACUGAGUGCAUGGCAUGAUCAGAUGGCAAUGUUUUAAUACCGAUCUGUUCCUGUCGUUAUGGUGUUAUGUAAGGCUUAUCUGACAGGCAUUAGGAUCAGAGACAAGCUUGGGGACGGUCCAUGGGCCUGAUGUGAUGUGUGGCUUACGACAACCUUUAUGGUUGAGUAAAGCCCUUCGCAGUUUAGUACCUGCAUAAAUGCUUUAACAAUGCACUUCUGCUGCUAUAUUUGCAUUAGAGCUAAAUUGUGAACAACAUAUCUCAAAUAAAAUGUAUUUGAAGCAUCUUCACCCUAAACGUCAACCAUGUGAAUUGAAAUUGGCUUUGUAUAACAAUGUAAUAGCAUUGUGUAAUACUAAGCUUGUUGAGUUGAACUGUUCCUUUGGAUUUGUUGCAACUGAUGUGUGAGGCGCCAUUUGCAUGGCAUGGAAUUAGGUUUGGAAAGCUUUAUUUUCAUGGUGAAAUUUCUGUUUUGUUUUCAGUGUCUCUAGACGCAUCUGCCUUCUGGGACCAUGAGUGGGAUUCAACCAUUCCACAACAAGAGCUGCUUGAACUGCCUGGGUAAGGAAUAUCACAUUAGUGUCUGCCUGCAUAGAAAAGAGGGGUGGUGUGUGUGCAAAGAUAGAUGGGGGUUCAACUACCUUUUGGGGGAUAGUUUUGCCCCCUAUAUAUUAUUUGUUUUGGGCCCCCCACUUUUUAAAUGGUAUCUACACCAAACAUAACAUUUUGUCCCAACUAGCAUCAUGCACACCUGAACAUUGCAUUGCCACGAGGGACAUGGCUGAAGUGUAAAUCCUUUUUAAUGAAGCAAUGAAAGCAGGCUUGCCAAUGCUGGAAAACCAUGUCAAAAAUAAUUUUUGUCAGAGCUACAGAUUAAAACAUAAGCUACGUAAAGAUGCUAAGAAAGCAUGUGACAUCAGAUCACACCUCUCCCAUGAGAGGAAGUAGUGGAUAAAUACGAACAUUACAAAGCUAAGCUACAGACACAACAUCUUCCUCCAUCUUCCUUAAAUACAGGAGUGGAUGAGUAUGCAGAUGACAGGGAUAAGCCAUGGGCGUGUCAUGCUCUCCUGGCCACUAAAGCAGAUAGAGCAGAGGAUCAAGUGGAAUACAAUGGAUAAAGUACAAUACAGGGGCUAAGCUAAGCUAUUGGGCGUAUGAUGCUCCUUUCCUAUUGCUCGCCACCAUGCUCCAGUCCAAUCUGAUAUUAUAUAAGAAGGCUUAACAUAGAAGACUCGGGCGUUCAUAGCUCCAUUCUCUAUAAGUCUAUCCGUAGGGCAUAUGAUAUUCUCUGGAUAUGUAACUGUGCAGGAUCAGCUCGGUUCAACUGAAGGCCCCAGAUGUGUGGUGCAGGCAAAUGAGUCAAGAAAAAAAUACAUUUCAAAUGAUUUCAGGGCUACACAAAAUGUGGAAUUUGACCUUAGUGAUUACUGUAGGCCUGAAAAAUGAAUAUGAACCUCAUCAAUCACAUCAGCAAUAUGCUAAUAGAUCUUUAAUUCAGCAAGCCAUGAAUAUUACAGCAAUAUUGGACCACUGUCUUGUUGCCCCCCACCUCCACCCCCCUCCUUUUACCCCCUCCAGUAAUUUCAAUAAUGUGGGUUCGGAUCUCACUGCUGUCAUCAAUUGUGGAAGGCGAGGAUUUAGUAAAGGGUAGGGCAACUUCUUUCUUCAAUGGUGAUGUAACAAUAUCAUAGAGGUAGAUAGACGGCGCACUUGGACCAAAAGCCUGCUUUAGCAUGGGCAGCGCCAUUGAGGACUUUCACCAUUUCGAAGUAGUCAACUAGGUGGAACUUGUUAUGGGUUAAGGAAGAAUCACAGAAUUCCAUCCAGGUCAGCAGCUUUAAACCUGUUCAGACUAUACAUACUCCAGCACAGUAGGUGGUGAUAUGCACCUUUUUAGUUUAUUUACAAAUCGCUAAUACACUCAUAGAAGAAGAAGAAAUGGACUACUUUAAAAUGGAGCUAGCCCCCAAUGGUGCUGCCCAUGCUGUCACAGAAGACACCUUUACAAAGAUAAAACGCGUGCUAUCUUUCCAUGUCUAUGAUCAAUCAAUAAACAAACAUGUUACCACUUCAAUCACUAGCUCAAAGACAACCCUAAACCCAAAUCAUCCCAACAAACUAUUCAAGUAUCCCACAGGGUGAUUACGCCCUCUCAUGGCAAGGAUUGGUAAGACAUUUCUAUCACAUAUAUAUAUAUAUAUAUAUAUAUAUAUAUAUAUAUAUAUUUCUAUAUCUCCCUCUCCCAUUUACCCUCUGUCUCUGUGUGAUUGACAGGUCACACUUCAACCCUGACAAAAUUCCCCUGAGCCCCAGACACGAGCGGGCCAUGCUACUGCUGGAGAGGGCUCGGUUAAAAGCCUGCUUCAAUCGCCCCCCAACUCGCCGUGCCCAUUCCGCCCAGAGAUACAACCCGUAAGUCAGCUGUGCCCUGCUGUCAAUCAACUGUAUUUGCUCCUUUGUCGAUCUCUAUCAAUACCCCCCUCUGUUCAUCUGACUACCUGUCUGACUACCUGUACCUUUUGAGAAGUGUAACGUGGUCCCCAAAAAACGUUUGAUUUCACCACAUUUUUACAUUCUGUCAUAAAGAGCACAUGUUCAACUUCAUAAAAAAUACGUUUUCCCAUCUCAAGAGGUUAAUUAAAAAAAUUACUAUAGUAAGUGCUUAUUAAGUACCAAACAAAGUAACAGGGUUGACCGUAACAGGGUUGACGAUUUAAUCUUAAAUCAGCCAUAAAUCCCCUUGUGACAGUGGGAAUGGAAGCUUAUUGUGUGCAACAGAGAGUGGCAAUUGAAGGCAAGCUUCACAAAAAAUAUAUAUAUAGUUGCUAAAACAUUUCUAACCUGUCUAUCUAUGGGUAACAGGGUUGACAUGUUAUGCUCGACCCACUCAGUUUUCCACCACAAAACACCAAAAAAGGUGCCUUUUUUUUAACCAGCUCACCUGUUUUUACACUAUGAUUUGACUAUCAGGUGUUUAAUGUUUCUUUAGAAAAAAAUAUUUAAAAAAGGAAUAGUUUCACCAUAUUAAAAGUUUGUUCACGUAACAGGGUUGACCUUGGAAUGAGGGACAGAGGUUCAUUAAUCACUAAUCACAAUAAAUAAAUAAUAAUCUUCAGAAAUGACUUUGUCAAAGCAACAAAAUAACUAGGGCUUUACAAUGAUGGUGAAACUUGGGGACAUUUUUGGAUUAGAAUUGGCACAGUGUUGACGGAGGUAGGCUGCCCAUAAUGGCUGAAACAGAGCAGUACCUAGCCAGUUGUUUUGCUCUACCCUUAGGCACACACACACACACACACACACACACACACACACACACACACACACACACACACACACACACACACACACACACACACACACACACACACACACACACAACAUGAUUACUCAUGUCCUUUCAAGUAUUUGUGUCAGCAGAAAUUAUGAUUUGUGUCUAUGUACAUAUUUACAGACUGCCAGUAAGUGUGUAUAGUCAUGAUUGCAUUAUCUACGAAGUUUGCUUCCUUGUUCUAUCCAGCAGGAGGCAGCAGUCUGGGAGUGGUUCACCACCGCUCCAAAAGGCUGUGGCUGUACAACCAAAAGAAGAGCUGACAGACCCUCCCUCACCCGGCCCACUCCUCAUCCCACAAAGGAAAGACCCCUUCCCUGGGGGGCGUAAUUUUCGGAAUGGUAACUCGCCCACACGGGUGCGGUUUGAGGACGAAUCAGAGAAGGAAGUGGAGUCUCGCUACCUGGAUCGGGUGAGGGAGCGUGGGCGGGCCACGGGUCAGAAAUCCAAGGGCAUUCUGGAAAAGAAGACAGUGCGUAGCAUCAGCAUUACAGGCCCUACUCCAACACUGGAGGAUGUCAGUUUCACGAACGCUGCUUCUACCCAGAUGACGGCGGUAGUGGUGGUGGUGAGGAAAUGUGAAGCUUGUGGAUCUAUUCUUAGGGAUCCUCCGGUGCCCGAACCAGAGACUGCUAUGGCCCAGCCCGGCAACGUGGAGGAGAAUCAGGGGAAGAAGGUCCCUCGCUGGGUUCCCCCAGCUCAAUCAGAUGGGAUCCCCCAACUAGACCAGCCCAGCAGUGUCCGCCCCAAAGUGGCAGCGGUCACCUUCGGGGAGGUCCUGAUUCUGGGAGAGAACACAGAGGGCGGGGCCGGGGGUGGAGAGGGGGAGAAGGCCUCAGGUUUUGGGAAGCUGAGGAGACGCAGCAAGAAGGGAGAGAGCCGGCUGAAACUCGUCGGAUCGGGUCACGGCCCCUAUGGUGCCUCGUGGGCCCACCGUCGGAAUUCCAACCCCAGAAACAGGGUCAAUGUGUGCAGGCGAGCCGUCACCUUUGCUCUGGGCAGCCCUGUAGCUCUGGACCGCCCUCUGGUGGGAGCCUCCGGAAACAGCAUCCCCAAGGACAGGGACGCCCCCACUCCGCCGCUGCCCAUUAAGUCAGCUCUGAAGUCAGGCUCCAAGAGCAGGGCAAGUGGGCAGCGUGUGGUCAAGCUCCUGCCUUCGGUUCAGUAUCGACUCAUCAAUCUGGAUGAGGCCGGGGGGCACCAUGACCUCAUCACCGCAGAGCAGCAUGGAGAGGGUCCUAUCUCUGCCCCCCCAGGGUCUCCCCCUAGCUCCGCCUUGGUCCCCUGCAUCCGGUCAUCCUCCCUCAGGUACUCCCCUGCCAGGAUCACCCCUGACCUCCCUCCUGCGGAACUCUGGGAUACUGCUGCAGAUGGAGCUGGUGAGUUAAUAUGUAUUGCACUGAAAGGAAGUAAACUUGAUGUGAUGUGCACAUUACUCUUGUGAAUCUCAAAAAGAUUUUGUCCACUGAAUGUGUCUUUCAUUCACAUCUAAAAUCGCUCUCUCUUCCAGGUCUGGUGCUGAGUGGAGAUGUGUGUCGAGAUCUGUCGGUGGCUCUUCCAGAGUGCCGCCCUGCGCUGCGCUGCUUGGGUGUGUCCCGAGCUGAGGACCUGAGGGCGGAGCUACUGAGAGCAGAGCACCUGAAGGCGGAGGCUCAGUGGGACGACGGCCUAGAGGGGGCUCGGUCAGUGUAGAUCCCACUGCUGACAACAAAUUCAAGUCACCCAUAUACAGGGGUCCUGUGUGUCUCAGUCGGCAUAGCAUGGUGUUUGCAAUGCCAAAGGUUGUGGGUUCUAUUCCCGCUGGGUUCACCCAUACGUAAAAAUGUAUGCGUACAUGACUGUAAGUCGCUUUGGAUAAAAGCGUCUACUAAAUGGCAUAUAUACUGAACAAAAAUAUAAAUGCAACACAUAAGAAUUUGAAAGAUUUUACUGAGUUACAGUUCAUAUAAGGAAAUCAGUCAAUUUAAAUAAAUUCAUUAGGCCCUAAUCUAUGGAUUUCACAUGACUGGGAAUACAGAUAUGCAUCUGUUGGUCACAGAUACCUUUUAAAAAAAGGUGACAUGUCUGGUGAAUAUGCAGGCCAUGGGGCCAUGCGUUAUCAUGCUGAAACAUGAGUUGAUGGCGGCGGAUGAAUGGCACGACAAUGGGUAUCAGGAUCCCAUUGUGAGAAAUAAGCUUUUUGUGUGUAUGGAACAUUUCUGGGAUCUUUUAUUUCAGCUCAUGAAACAUGUUGCGCUUUAUUUUUGUUCAGUGUAUAUAUAUAUAUAUAUAUACUGUAUGUAUAAUGUAUGGUUCAUGUAAAUGGUGUGUUGUUGUUUGUCUAUCUGACAGUGAGUCAACACUGCCCCCUCCUGAGAGUAAAGCAAAGCUUCAUGCUCUACAGCUUGUUUUGGCAGUGAGCUUCAAGAACUCUCUGAUGGGGUGGAUAAUUGCAACACUAUUACCAACUCUGUGAUUGCAUUAGUACAGCUGGCACCAUACAGUUUAUUUGCUUUAUUGUAAUAUAUUUUGCAGGAAUUUCACUGUAACAGCAUGAUUCAAUAGAACAUAAACCAAUGUUCAGCCUGGUUUUUCACAUACAACAUAUAUGUUUUGCUCUGUCUGUAUGCGUUGGUAACAUGUGUAGGAGGUCUAUGGCAGAGCGGGACAGUAGACCCAAGCUCUCACUGCGACGGUUCUUCUCCUCCAUUGGGCUGCACAGUGUGGGCAGGCUGGUGAAGGGAGGGCGCUCCAGCAGCAUGGAACAGCUCAGUAUCUCAGCGCCCCGGGCCAGCUCCACCUCACCCAGCCCCACCCACAGGCUUCACCCCAACGCCCGCCUGCAGAGGACCCCCUCGCUACAGGCCCUGCGCACAGUAAGCACCACACAUUCAAUUCAGCUCAGUUGCGUUCUAUUCAAUCUAGUUCAGUUCAAUUCAAUGUAGUGUUUUCACUAACUCAUUUGUCAAGCAACAGAAAGGACUAUGCCACUUUACUUUUAUGCCAUUCUUUAACAUUUUCAUGUUGAGAUGCAAUUUUCAUGGCUGACAUACAAGAGACUGUCUGUGACUGUCAGGACUCAGGAGACAACAUCAACUGCAUGGAUGAUGACACCCUGUUGCAAUGUUCUUCUCUGUCACCAGCUGUCCCCACUGGCCCAGCUUCGGAAAGCAUCCUCUGUGCAGAGUCUGGAGAGGAGAGUGGAGCGUUCAACCAUUCUGGGAGGGGUGCCCGUGCCUUACAGCCUGGCACCCAGGUACAGAGUGUGUGUGUGUGUGUGUGUGUGUGUGUGUGUGUGUGUGUGUGUGUGUGUGUGUGUGUGUGUGUGUGUGUGUGUGUGUGUGGAGAGAGAGAGAGAGAGAGAGAGAGAAGGACAAAAUAGAUGUAUCAUUGUGUCUAGGCUCUAAAUCAACCAGCUCUGCCAAUAGUACUCUGAACUUUCCAAUCUUUCAAACGGUAAAAAAAAACUAUCAUGAAACAGAAAUUCUAUUCCAAUCAAGACAUUUCAGGAGAACAUAAGGAACAUAAAUACUAGGAACGUGAAUACUGUAAUCCUUUUUGACACAACACUACAAACACAGGCAGUUCUCCAUCAUCUACACUGAACAAAAAUAUAAACGCAAUAUGUAAUGUGUUGGUCCCAUAUUUCAUGAGCUGAAAUAAAAGAUCCCAGAAAUUUUCCAUAUGCACAAAAAGCUUAUUUCUCACAAAUGUUGUGCACAAAUUUGUUUACAUCCCUGUUAGUGAGCAUUUCUCCUUUGCCAAGAGAAUCCAUCUACCUGACAGGUGUGGCAUAUCAAAAAGCUGAUUAAACAGCAUAUUAAAUAAUUAAAUAAAUAAAUAAUUGGUCAUUUAGCAGACGCUCUUAUCCAGAGCGACUUACAGGAGCAAUUAGGGUUAAGUGCCUUGCUCAAGGGCACAUCGACAGAUUUUUCACCUAGUCGGCUCGGGGAUUAGAACCAGCGACCUUUCGGUUACUGGCACAACGCUCUUAACCACUAAGCUACCUGCCGCCCCAUAUUCAUUACACAGGUGCACCUUGUGCUGGGGACAAUAAAAGGCCACUCUAAAAUAUGCCGUUUUGUCACACAACAAAAUGCCACAGAUGUUUCAAGUUUUGAGGGAGUGUGCAAUUGCCAUGCUGACUGCAGGAAUGUCCACCAGAGCUGUUGCCAGAUAAUUGAAUGUUCAUUUCUCUACCAUAAACUGCCUCCAAUGUCGUUUUAGAGAAUUUGGCAGUAGGUCCAACCGGCCUCACAACCACAGACCACGUGUAACCAUGCCUGGCCAGGACCUCCACAUCCGGCUUCUUCACCUGCAGGAUCGUCUGAGACCAGUCAUCCUGACAGUUUAUGAAACUUUGGGUUUGCACAACCAAAUCAUUUUUGCACAAACUGUCAGAAACCGGAAGCUCAUCUGCAUGCUCGUCGUCCUCACUAGGGUCUUGAACUGACUGCAGUUCGGCGUCGUAGCCGACUUCAGUGGGCAAAUGCUUACCUUCGAUGGCCACUAGCACACUGGAGAAGUGUGCUCUUGACAGAUUAAUCCAGGUUUCAACCGUACUGGGCAGAUGGCAGACAGCGUGUAUGGCGUUGUGUGGGCGAGCGGUUUGCUGAUGUCAACGUUGUGAACAGAGUGCCCCAUGGUGGUGGUGGGGUUAUGGUAUGGGCAGGCAUAAGCUACGGAAAACGAACACGAUUGCAUUUUAUCGAUGGCAAUUUGAAUGCGCAGAGAUACCGUGAUGAGAUCCUGAGGCCCAUUGUCGUGCCAUUCAUCCGCCACCAAUACCCCAUGUUUCAGCGUCCGUAAUGGGUCCGCGGUCAAACGACCACCCCUCAUCACUGUCAAACGGUCCCUAAAACACUUUAGCGAGCAGGCUUUUCUAAUUGACCUGGCCUGGGUAUCCUGGAUGGAUAUUGACCUCAUUCCGUCAGUAGAGGAUGCCUGGUUGUUCUUUAAAAGUGCUUUCCUCUCAAUCUUAAAUAAGCAUGCCCCAUUCAAAAAAUUCAGAACUAAGAACAGAUAUAGCCCCUGGUUCUCCUCAGACUUGACUGCCCUUGACCAGCACAAAAACAUCCUGUGGGGUACUGCAUUAGCAUCGAACAGCCCCCGCGAUAUGCAACUUUUCAGGGAAGUCAGGAACCAAUAUACACAAUCAGAUAGGAAAGCAAAGGCUAGCUUUUUCAAACAGAAAUUUGCAUCCUGUAGCACUAACUCCAAAAAGUUUUGGGACACUGUAAAGUCCAUGGAAAAUAAGAGCAUCUCCUCCCAACUGCCCACUGCAAUGAGGCUAGGAAACACUGUCACCACCGAUAAAUCUACAAUAAUCGAGAAUUUCAACAAGCAUUUUGCUACGGCUGGCCAUGCUUUCCACCUGGCUACCACUACCCUGGCCACCAGCUCUGCACCCUCCGCUGCAACUUGUCUGGACCUCUGGCUGUCUCUAUGGGGGUGCCACAGGGUUCAAUUCUCGGGCCGACUCUAUUCUCAGUGUAUAUCAAUGAUGUCGCUCUUGCUGCUGGUGACGCUCGGAUCCACCUCUAUGCGGACGACACCAUUUUGUAUACAUCUGGCCCUUCAUUGGACACUGUGUUAACAAACCUCCAAACGAGCUUCAAUGCCAUACAACACUCCUUCCGUAGCCUCCAACUGCUCUUAAACACUAGUAAAACGAAAUGCAUGCUCUUCAACCGAACGCUGCUUGCACCCGCCCACCCGACUAGAAUCACUACUCUCGGUGGGUCUGACCUAGAGUAUGUGGACAACUACAAAUACCUAGGUGUCUGGUUAGACUGUAAACUCUCCUUCCAGACUCACAUUAAGCAUCUCCAAUCAAAAGUUAGAUCUAGAAUCGGCUUCCUAUUUCGCAACAAAGCCUCCUUCACUCAUGCUGCCAAACAUGCCCUCGUAAAACUGACUAUCCUACCGAUCCUUGACGUCGGCGAUGUCAUUUACAAAAUAGCCUCCAACACUCUACUCAGUAAAUUGGAUGUAGUCUAUCACAGUGCCAUCCAUUUUGUCACCAAAGCCCCAUAUACUACCCACCAUUGUGACCUGUACGCUCUUGUUGGCUGGCCCUCACUACAUAUUCGUCGCCAAACCCACUGGCUCCAGGUCAUCUAUAAAUCACUGCUAGGCAAAUCCCUGUCUUAUCUUAGCUCACUGGUCACCAUAGCAACACCCACCCGUAGUCUGCGCUCCAGCAGGUAUAUCUCACUGGUCAUCCCCAAAGCCAACACCUCCUUUGGCCGCCAUUCCUUCCAGUUCUCUGCUGCCAAUGACUGGAACGAACUGCAAAAAUCUCUGAAGCUGGAGACUCUUAUCUCCCUCACUAACUUUAAGCGUCAGUUGUCAGAGCAGCUUACCGAUCACUGGACGUGUACACAGGCAUUCUGAAAUUAGCCCACCCAACUACCUCAUCCCCAUAUUGUUAUUUAUUUUGCUAAUUUGCACCCCAGUAUCUCUAUUUGCGCAUCAUCUUUUGCACAUCUAUCAUUCCAGUGUUAAUUACGAAAUUGUAACUAUUUUUGCACUAUGGCCUAUUUAUUUAUUGCCUUACCUCCAUAACUUACUACAUUCGCACACACUGUAUAUAUAUUUUCUGUUGUAUUUUUGACUUUAUGUUUUGUUUACCCCAUAUGUAACUCUGUGUUGUUGUUUUUAUUGCACUGCUUUGCUUUAUCUUGGCCAGGUCGCAGUUGUAAAUGAGAACUUGUUCUCAACUGGCUUACCUGGUUAAAUAAAGGUGAAAUAAAAUAAAUAACUAAUGCAAGGCCCCUUGUCGCAAGGAUCUGUACACAAUUUCUGGAAGCUGAAAAUGGCCCAGUUCUUCCAUGGCCUGCAUACUCGCCAAACAUGUCACCCAUUGAGCGUGUUUGUGUACGACAGCGUGUUCCAGUUCCCGCCAAUAUCAAGCAACUUCGUACAGCCAUUGAAGAGGAGUGUGACAACAUUCCCCAGACCACAAUCAACAGCCUUAUGAACUCUAUGUGAAGGAGAUGUGUCGCGCUGCAUGAGGCAAAUGGUGGUCACACCAGAUACUGACUGGUUUUCUGAUCCACGACCCUACCCUUUUUUUUUUAAGGUAUAUGUGACCAAUGCAUAUCUGUAUUCCCAGUCAUGUGAAAUGCAUAGAUUAGGGCCUAAUGAAUUUAUUUCAAUUGACUGAUUUCCUUAUAUAAACAGUAACUCAGGAAAAUAUUUUAAAAUUGUUGCUUGUUGCGUUUAUAUUUUUGUUCAGUGUAGAUUGUAGACCUUAUUCACACUAGGCAAUGUUUGACUUGGCAAAAUGCCUUGUGUUCAUAAAUAUGAACUAGCUAGAUUAUUGUAAGAACCCAAUUUCCAAUAGGAAACGGAUUUUGACAAACUGCCACCAAUUUCUCAUGAAGGUAAAUAUACCCCCACUACAUUUCACCGAGAUGUCUGUAUCCUACUAUUUCUACAGAGUGAUCCAGAGAGCCCUGAGCGUGGAAGAGGUGUUAGCCCCUCGGGUGUUGCGUCCCAUGGGGCGGGUCGUCCAGGCCUUCCCUGAUGGGACCCUUCUCCUAGAGCUCACCAGACCCCCCAAUGGCCCCUUUGGUUUUGUCAUCUCAAGAGGCAAAGGUCGACCGGUCACAGGUAUAUUAAAGCACCUUUACGGUAUAACUGGGUUCCAUUAGAUGUUCAUGUUAGAGUGUGGAUGCGAGGGUGCAUAUUCAUGGAACACCUAAUUGAAGUGAUUUUAGUUGGGUGCUUGGGAGGGCAUUUUACCUGAGUGUGUAAUGACAUACUAUAUCAUGAUUGUGAAUGUACAUAUUCUGGUGUUUGUGUACCAAUGCCAUUACCUAUUGUGCAUAUUCUUAGGCUUUGUGGAGAAAGUAAUUGGUCCUCCAUUCUCUCUCUUUCUCUCUCUACCUCCUUCCCCAUUUAUCUCCAUCCCUCUCCAUCUCUCUAUCGCUCUAUCUCCCUUCCUCUCCAUCUCUCUAUCGCUCUAUCUCCCUUCCUCUCCAUCUCUCGCUCUCUCCCUCCCUCUCCAUCUCUCUCUAUCUCCAUCCCUUUCCAUCUCUAUCUCUCUAUCUCCUUCCCUCUCCAUCUCUCUAUCUCCUUCCCUCUCCAUCUCUCUAUCUCCCUCCCUCUCCAUCUCUAUCUCCCUCCCUCUCCAUCUUUAUCUCCCUCCCUCCCUCCCUCCUCUCUCUCUCUCUCUCCCUCCCUCUCCAUCUCUCUCUCUCCCUCCCUCUCCAUCUCUCUAUCUCCCUCCCUCCCUCUCGUCUCUCUAUCUCCCUCCCUCUCCAUCUCUCUCCCUCCCUCCCUCUCAUCUCUCUAUCUCCCUCCCUCUCAUCUCUCUAUCUCCAUCUCACUAUCUCCAUCCCUCUCCAUCUCUCUAUCUCCAUCUCUCUAUCUCCCUCCCUCUCCAUUGCUCUAUCUCCAUCUCUCUAUCGCUCUAUCUCCAUCCCUCUCCAUCUCUCUAUCUCCAUCUCUCUAUCUCCAUCUCUCUAUCUCUCUAUCCCCAUCUCUCUAUCUCUCUAUCUCCCUCCCUCUCCAUCUCUCUAUCUCCCUCCCUCUCCACCUCUCUAUCUCCCUCCCUCUCCAUCUCUCUAUCUCCAUCUCUCUAUCUCUCUAUCUCCCUCCCUCUUCAUCUCUCUAUCUCCAUCUCUCUAUCUCUCUAUCUCCAUCCCUCUCCAUCUCUCUAUCUCCAUCUCUCUAUCUCCCUCCCUCUCCAUCUCUCUAUCUCCCUCCCUCUCCAUCUCUCUAUCUCCAUCUCUCUAUCUCUCUAUCUCCAUCCCUCCACCCGUGCCUUCCUUCCACCUCUCUCUCUCAUCUCAGGUGUGUAUGUGGAGCAGGUAGGGGACGGUACUGAGGACGGCCUGUACUCUGGGUUCCUGGGUGCUGGGGAUGAGAUCCUGGAGGUGAACGGGGAGGCGGUGGCUGGACUGACCCUGGAUCAGGUGACACGCCUCAUGACCAGCAACAGCACUGCCUCUAUCCAUAUAUCCUGCCACAAUGUCGGAACCAGCGCAGAGCAAUGCAACACUGGAAUAUUUCAUUAUCCAUUUCAAUGA